Messenger RNA from Engraulis encrasicolus (European anchovy), 3655 nucleotides. RefSeq names its product cyclin T2a (gene ccnt2a). The record is from RefSeq and is a predicted model, not a curated record. The transcript is spliced from 10 exons. Bases 325 to 2661 code for a protein of 778 amino acids. Gene Ontology annotation, molecular function: cyclin-dependent protein serine/threonine kinase activator activity. Gene Ontology annotation, cellular component: cyclin/CDK positive transcription elongation factor complex; nucleus. Lineage: Eukaryota; Metazoa; Chordata; Actinopteri; Clupeiformes; Engraulidae. Gene Ontology annotation, biological process: regulation of transcription by RNA polymerase II; positive regulation of DNA-templated transcription, elongation.
UUUGCAUGUAAUUUGGGAUGAUGGCCACAGCUGGUUUAGGCCUCGAAAUUCUAUGUGAUGACCCUAAUCUACCACUGGGGGGCAAUGUUUUUUUAUGCCUGAAACGUUGAUUCGCAUUUGGCAAUGAAAUCAUUAAAUUCAUUGAUGUGGUAACCGUGAUGGGUGGUUACACUGUUGCAAAAAAUGGUAGCUGUUCGAACAAUAUGAUUUCUUCCCACGUCACAAUGCAGAACGUUCAUUGUUUCUAAAAUAUGACACACGCAGUUACGUAAUGACGUCUCAGGAUUCUGUUGUGAUCGGAUACUGAACGUUUACCUCGGAGUAAUGGCGGCGUACCGGGGAUCUUCGUCGAAAUGGUUCUUUACCCGGGAACAACUCGAAAACACGCCGUCUCGACGAUGUGGAGUAGAGCCAGACAGAGAGCUGUCUUAUCGACAGCAAUCUGCAAAUCUAAUUCAAGACAUGGGCCAGAGACUCAACGUCUCUCAACUGACAAUAAAUACUGCAAUUGUUUACAUGCAUAGGUUUUAUAUGUUAAACUCUUUCACGAAAUUCCAUAGAAAUAUUAUUUCCUCCACCACCUUAUUCUUGGCUGCCAAAGUAGAGGAGCAGCCGAGAAAGCUUGAGCAUGUCAUUAAAGUGGCCCAUGCCUGCUUAUACCCUCAGGAGCCUCCUCUGGACACAAAGAGUAAUGCAUACCUCCAGCAAGCUCAAGAGCUGGUGAUUCUUGAGACCAUAGUGCUGCAGACUUUAGGUUUUGAAAUAACAAUUGAACAUCCACACACUGAUGUUGUGAAAUGUUCCCAACUAGUGCGAGAAGCUAACCCUCCUGCCCCUCUGUCUCUCUCCCUCUCCUCUCCCCCUGUCACAGCAAGCAAGGAUCUGGCACAGACAUCCUAUUUCAUGGCUACCAACAGCCUCCACCUCACCACGUUCUGCCUGCAGCACAAGCCCACGGUGAUAGCCUGUGUGUGCAUACACCUGGCUUGCAAGUGGUCCAACUGGGAGAUCCCAGUGUCCACGGACGGGAAGCACUGGUGGGAGUAUGUGGAUAGCUCUGUCACCCUGGAGCUCUUGGACGAACUAACCCAUGAGUUCCUUCAGAUUUUGGAGAAAACGCCAAGCAGGCUGAAGAGAAUUCGGAACUGGAGGGCCACACAGGCGGCCAAGAAGCCCAAAGCGGAUGGCCAGCCGGCGGACGGCUCCUUCCCCUCCACGUCCGGGGACCAUUCCCUGGUGGACGCCAUGACGGGAGACUCUGCCUUCGCCAAGGCCUCGGCCUCUUUCCCCGUCUCCCUGACCGGUGGUGGAGGUGGUAGCGGUGGCAGUGGAGGCGGCCUCUCUCUGGACGCCCUGACCGGCGGCCUGACCGGCUCCUACAUGUACUCCACCCCUACCCACUGGCAACCAGAACCGCAGCAGCAGCAGGCCAGCGGCGGAACCCGUUCGGACCCGCUCAAGCCCGACGCCUUGGGGCCAGCGUUCUCCAAGGGCAGCGCCGCUGCCGAGUUCCACCCUGUCAAACACGAACACAAAGGUGGUGGAGGAGGAGGAGGAGGGAAACACGGCCAGCUUCAGCAGCAGUCGUCAUCGUCAUCGUCAUCCGGGGUCCUCCCUCCGCCGCCUCCUCCUCCUCCCCCUCCGCCGCCCCCUCCUCCCCCCGUGGCCACCGUCAAGAUGUCGCUGGACAAGUACCGGGAGAAGCAGGCGGCCGAGCAGGCGGUGCAGCGACGCAGGCAGGAGGAGCAGCAGCAUCACCAUCAUCAACAGGCCGUGAAGCAGGAGGCUCGCACCGCAGACGCGCACGGCACCGCCGCCCCGCAGACGGACCACCGCAAGCACCACCACCAUCACCACCACGCGCACGGCCAGCCGCCGGGGCAAGGCGGCGGUCCGCUGGGGGGUGCACUGUCUACGUCCUCCCCUCUCAAAAUGAAGCUACCUCUGCCUGGACAGGAGAGGUCUCACGGAAGCGGCAGUGGGGAGAGGCGAGACAAGAACUCCUCCUCGUCCUCGUCCUCGCUGAAGCUGCGCCUGCCCCUCUCCUCCUCCCACGGUGAGCGCGGCAGCAGCUCAGCGAGCGGCAAAGAGGAGCUGAAGAUGAAGAUCAAGGUGUCAUCGGAGCGCCACGGGUCCUCGGACGAGGGCAGCGGCGGUGGCAAGAGCAAACAUUCCAGCCCACUGGUGGUGGGUAAGGAUCGUCACCGCCCGGAGCACUCCAGCCACCGGCACCACAAGCACGCGUACCAGCCGUACGCCGCGCACGCCCCCUCCGGACCCCCUCACAGCACCGGGAACGGCCGCGGCGUUCACCACGAGGCUCUGGUUUCGGGCAGUGGCGGCGUCGGUGGUGGUGGUAGUGGUGGUGGACUCUUGCGCAGUCCGCUGGGCCUCGGCAUGGAAGGGCUGGCCGCCGCCCCCAGCAUGAUGUCGUCAUCCUCAUCCUCCAUGAGCUCCUCGUCUGGUUCCUCGUCUCGGAAGAGGGGCUACCCGGAAGGCAGUGGCAGCGGCAGCAGCCACAACCACCACUCUUCCUCCAAAAAGAACAAAAGCUCCAAGAGCAGUUCAGCAGGUGGGCUGCGGACAUCGUCCUCAUCGACGUCAUCCCAGCACCCCGGCGAGGCGGGACAGGAGCUCAGCGGUGGGGAGCCGCGGGCCUGAGUGGGCCUGCGGCGUGGGAGGUGGUAGGAGGUGGAGCUGGAGGCUACAGAGGCUUGUGGACUAAGGAGACCCUUUAGACGUGCUCAACUCGCUCCCAAUGGCCCAGGGACAGAAAGGCCUGAAAGCCCCCUCCCUCACUCACCAUCCUCCUGAUCUACCCCCCCCCCUCCCCACCAAUCCCUCCAGUGAAACAUGGAGGGAAUUUAAGAUCAACGGACAAAAAAAAGAAUAAAAACAAACCGCAUAAUAUUACAUGACAAAGACAAAGCAUAAGCCCUACUACAGUUUUUUUUUUUCCCCUUUGGUCGAGAGAGAAUGCUUCCUGAUUCUGUGAGUCCUUGGUAGUGCUCUCCUGGCGCACGGUGCUGUCCCCUCCUUCCUUCCUUUCACACUCCCUUAUCCUCCCUCCCCUCCCCUCCCCUGCCUUCCCUUCCCCGUGUGUGGUGGCGUUGCUGUGCUGUCCCGAAUCAGACCCCCACCCCCACCUGGACGAACAAAGGGGUUUUGGUAUGGGAACGUGUGAAGUGUUUGCAUUAUAUUUUAUUUUUAUUUUUUAAUUAUGUUUUAUUUCCUAUUUUGUUCCUGUGGGUGGGCAAUCUAAUUCACACGGAUUAAAAAAAAAACAGAAAUCUGUGAUCCAAGCUGAUGGAGUUGAAUUCUAAGUACUUAACCAAUAUGAUGCAAUGAUUUUUUUGUUUUUGUUUUUCAUUUAUAAUUUAAAUGAUAUCUCCACAAUUGUAAUUCAAGAAUACUAUUAGGCUCUUCCAAAAUGACUAUCUCCUGUUGUGAAAGGGGGAUGUGUGUAUUUGUGAGCGAAAUGUGUGUGCGUGUGUGUGUGUGAGACGUUUGUCAUUUCUUUACUGUACGUCUGAUCUGCAUGUUUCAAUCAAAGGGAUGGAGACUGACUGCUGUUUACAGAAAGUGGAGAUAAAUGUACAUACAUUUUUGUAUGCUUAAAAAAAGUGAUAACAUAAAAAAACACUCAGGUUUGGGA